CGUCAUUGUCAAAAACACCGAGAAACUCUGCGAUCAUUGUGCAACACUGGAGCCGAAAAUCUGCCGAGGUUGCUGUUGGCGCUGCACGAUCGCUAUUAUCGUUUCGAUUAAAAGCCUGAAGAAAAGCCUGAAUGCACUCGGAAUAAUAGAAGCAGUGGGGUGAAUCCCCAGUGUUUGCUGAGCAUGAGCAUGGAGGAUUAUGACUACUUAUUCAAAAUUGUGCUGAUAGGAAAUGCAGGAGUGGGCAAAACCUGCCUCGUCCGACGCUUCACUCAGGGGCUCUUCCCUCCUGGACAAGGUGCCACCAUUGGAGUUGAUUUCAUGAUCAAAACUGUGGAAAUAAAAGGAGUGAAGGUGAAGCUCCAGAUCUGGGACACGGCCGGGCAGGAGCGUUUCCGCUCAAUUACCCAGAGUUACUACCGCAGUGCCAACGCUCUCAUUCUCACCUAUGACAUCACCUGUGAAGAUUCCUUCCGGUGCCUUCCUGAGUGGCUGAGGGAGAUCGAGCAGUAUGCCAACAACCAAGUAGUGACAAUCUUAGUAGGGAAUAAGAUAGACCUGGCUGAUAAGCGAGAAGUCCAUCGGCAGCGAGCAGAGGAGUUUGCGGAGGCGCAGAGCAUGCUUUAUCUGGAGACCUCUGCCAAAGAAUCGGACAACGUGGAGAAGCUCUUCCUGGAUCUGGCCUGCGAACUGAUCCGCGAGGCCAAGCAAAACACGUUGGACAACAACGACUCCACUCCCAUGCCUGGAGAAGGGAAAAACAUCAAUUACUUGAGUUGCUGCAGCAUUAACUAGUAGACUUGGCCACUCUGUCUGGCUGAGGGGGGCAACAUGGAUUGCAUACAAAGUGGUUGUAUUGUUGGUAACCACUACGUAGUAGCAGUGGUUACUGUUUUCCACUGUUGUUGAAGUCUUGUUCUUUUACCCUUCUUAAAUCCCUGGGUAUUUUAAAACAUUCGGGAAAAACACGAUAUCAAGAUGAUGCUGCUUUUAAAGGUGGGUCUAAAGCUCCAAAAUGCUUUUGGCCAGAAAAAAAGGGCCCUACAGAAUUGCUUGCUGAUAGGUCAGACAAUGAGAUUUUCUACACUUCUGUACAAUGCAACAGUUGGGCUUUCCCUGCUGACUUGAGAGCCAAUGUAUUUGUCAUAUUAGAGAUUUGGAAUUGAGAAUGCAGAUCUUCAUCAGCAGUCUCACUCACCUGACUAGUUCUUCUAAAAUAAGCAUUUUGUCAUCAUUUACUUACUCUCAUGUUUAUUCCAAAACCAUAUGACUGACUGAAGAACAUUCAUGAAGCUAUUUUCCAACUGAAAGUAUACAGUGACCAAAGCAGUCCAUAUGACUUGUGCGUUAUAUUCCAAGUCUUCUGAAGCCAUAUGAUGCUUGUGGGUUUGGAAUGACAUUAGGGUGAGUAAAUAAUGACAGAGUUAUUAUUUUAGGAUAAACUGCUCCUUUAAGACCCAUUGCCACAAAUUUGGUGUGUUGGUGUGCACAUUUAUUAUUCGCACAAAAUGCACUUCUUGAUUGCUUGCGAGAUUGUUUGAGGUUGCUUAUGCAUGCGUUUUUUUGUUUUAAAAUGAAGAAGUCAAUAAUGCAAACAGACAGCCAGCUCCCCUAAAUAAUCUGUGACAGGAAGAUGUGAAGUAAAACCACCAUUUUAAAUCCCCAUUUGUCAGGAAUUUAGUUUAUAAGAAUAUAAACUCCCCUUACUGCUUGCAUGGUAGUUUGGUUGGUAAUACUCAAUGAAGGCCAUGUCAUUUUGAGAAGUCAUAGCAAAAACCCAAUGUGCCUCUGCCGUUUGCAUCCUGUCAUCAUACAUUACAUAGCACUGGGGAAUCUCAUGGAGCACAUGUUUGGGUCAUAUUUAACCCCAAAAUAUCACUUUAACCAGGUCAAUAUAUUAGCUUGGUAGUUUUAAUUUAGUUUAUUUCAAGUAUGAUUCUCAUUAGAUUCCCAGUACUGCAAAAAUAAUACUGGCAUGACACAAUUAUAUUUUUUAAGAUUUUUAUUAUUUUCACUGUACAACAUAUACUCCCAUAAUGUAUACAUACUUUGCAGUACUGUAUGUGUGUUUUUGUAUUUUAUUUUAUCAUUCAUAGGAAUUAGUUUUUUUUUUUUUUUUGCAUUACAGUCAUAAGAACAGAAAGGAAGAAUUUCCUUAAGUAACUGCAAAAAUGUCAUUGUUCAUUAAAUAAUAAUAAUUAUUAUUAUUAUUUAUUUUUUUAGGUGAAAUACACUACCAAUCAAAAGUUUGGGGUCAGUAUGAUUUUCUUUAAAUAAAUAAUUUUAUUCAGCAAGGA
Messenger RNA from Cyprinus carpio (common carp), 2297 nucleotides. Its product is annotated as ras-related protein Rab-30. The record is from RefSeq and is a predicted model, not a curated record. Gene Ontology annotation, biological process: Rab protein signal transduction. Gene Ontology annotation, molecular function: GTP binding; GTPase activity. Gene Ontology annotation, cellular component: trans-Golgi network. NCBI's taxonomy places the organism in Eukaryota, Metazoa, Chordata, Actinopteri, Cypriniformes, Cyprinidae.